Molecule: messenger RNA, 6867 nt
Organism: Cryptotermes secundus
Lineage: Eukaryota; Metazoa; Arthropoda; Insecta; Blattodea; Kalotermitidae
Product: transcriptional repressor p66-alpha
Exons: 10
Coding region: 552-2564 (670 amino acids)
Biological process (GO): negative regulation of transcription by RNA polymerase II
Cellular component (GO): NuRD complex
Source: RefSeq, a predicted model, not a curated record
UUUUACACCGCACACUGGGGGGAUGCUUCCUAUUUGUUUGUCUUUUAUCUCAUUAGAGGUGUCGGUCAUUCACUUUGUCCUGCGUCUCUUUCAGUGCCCAUUGCUCCGCUUUCGAGCGCAAAGCGAAAGCCAGGCUUAUUUCUGCUUUUACUAUUACAGUUCUUUAAGAGUCGAACUUUCAAAUGACCAGUGAAACCACGUGCAUUUGUUUAUGUCAACUUGUUUACGGAAUCCUUGUAAUACUGAAGGAAGCCCCGUAGCGUACAAGUAGAGACAACGCCAUAUUGGAUCAGUGGUUAAUUUUUGCGUGGAUGCGUUAAUUUUUUCCCUCAGAUUGAAGACAUUUGAGAUAUGUUAAAUAACUGUGUAUUGUGUUAUUAAAGUGUUUGUAAUGAUGGUUUCCAUUAAUGAAGUGUUUUCGGUCACGGACUAGUGUUUGUAUUUGGAAUAAUUAACACCUUGUCGGUACUUUUGAAAUCGAUUUGUCAGGCAGUUAACAAAUUUGGAACGUCCUUGAUUGACCGCCAGGCGGUGAUAUUGACAGUGCCAUCAUGGAAAAGAUGGAUGUAGACGAUGAUGCAGUUGUGGAUCUUAGUGUCAAGCGAGACAGAGACAUGCAGCCUUCACCAGCCAGCAGGAAUACAGUGGGUGCAAGUGAGGUGCCACAAGAUCUCUCCCGUUCACACAGGCCCAUUUCAGACGACAUGAUGGGUGCUGGUGACACAAUGUCUCGUGGCUUGAUCCCUCGUAGCAUAAAGGAGUUCGAUGAUCGCUAUCCACGACGCAACCUGAGGCCCCGAACAGAGCGUAACUAUGCUGAGAGUCCCGACAUCAUUGUGCUGUCCGAUGAGGAACCCCGAAUAAACGGGUUUGCUACCAAUGGCUAUGACAGUGACACAGACGAGGGGGAGAUGCCACCACUACCCCCUAUCAAGGAGCUGUCUCCAGCUGAGCUCGCAGAGCGUGAGCGGGGGUUGCGCAAGCUCCGUGAAGAGUUGCGGAAUGAGGAGAUGAAACUUGUACUACUCAAGAAGCUGCGUCAGUCACAGCAGAUGAAGGAGAAUAUUGCAGUGGUGCCUCCCAGCCAGCAGCCAUCCUCUAAGGUGCCACCCCCUGGCAAACUGCCUCCCCCACCACAGCAGCAGCCGCCGCCUCCACUUGUAAGGACGAACCACACAAAACAGCCGAUCCCCAACAUCAUCCCACCACUGCUACGAGGGCAGCCUCCACCCUCAAGGGGUCAGAGUAUUCAUCACCCUCCUCCACUGAUGAUGGCUCCGCAGCCAGGCCGCGGCUCAUCUACAGGGUUGCCACCCAACAUGAUGCUGACACAGCAGUCUCUCCGAGGUGGGAGUGGAUCGCUGAGUGGCAGGCCUCCUGUAAACACGCCUCCCAAUGUGGUGAUGGGCUACUCUGUAGGGUCACAGGACCGUGGCGCACCCAAAGAGUCCCAUCACUCCCCUGCGCCGCCCCCCAUCUCUCAGACGCAGCAGCAACAGCAGCAGCAGCAGAUACUCGGCAAUGUGGAGAACAAAACUCCCAUGAGCUCCACCCCUCUGCAGCUACCAGAGCAGGAUCGGGUGCGUGUGGAAGAGACGCAAACACCAGCACAGCGUCAGGCAGCUGCAAAAUUGGCCCUGAGAAAGCAGCUGGAGAAAACCCUGUUGCAGAUUCCUCCCCCAAAGCCACCCCCACCAGAGAUGCAUUUCAUCCCAAACCCGUCGAAUACGGAGUUCAUCUACCUGCUUGGAUUGGAGCAUGUCGUGGACUACAUCACCAAGGACCAGAAGACCCCACCCCCACCUGAUGCAUUCAAAUGCUCACAGUGCCAGACGGACUUCACACCUGUAUGGAAGUGGGAGAAGAAUCCAUCAAAAGGCAAAGAGCCUAAGGUUAUAUGUGAGCAGUGCGUAACAACAAAUGUCAAGAAGGCGCUGAAGGCAGAACAUACAAACCGUCUGAAGACUGCAUUUGUGAAGGCCCUACAGCAGGAGCAAGAGAUCGAGCAACGACUAGCGCAGGUGUCCUCGUGCUCGUCCCCCACCACACAACAACCUGCUCCCCCUCCAGUGCCAGAACCUCCCAUCCAUGCCCCCCCUGCCCCCUCCCCAGUGAUUAUGUCUGCUUCCAAACCCACCACACCAACCCUACCUCCACGCCAUGCACCCACUCCCCCAGCCCCUGCUCCUCCCCCAGCCCCCACACCACCACUACCACACCGUGACCACCCUCUGGCAAAGCUGGCAGCUGAGUCAAGCAAGUUUGGGUCCCACCACGCAGCAGCUGCAGCACUACACCAGCAGCUGCUGCGUGGGAUGCCCCAGCACCAGCCCAUGCCUGCACAUAUGAUCCCCUUCUCGCCUCUCCUAUAUCCGUACCACCAGCUCGCCAUAGCUCAGGCAGCGAGCGGUAAGAGUACAGUGGCAGCUGCUGCGGCGAAUCUGGUGGAGCUGCAAAGGCAAGCAGCAGACCUCCAGCGACAGUACCUGCUCGACAUGAUACCCUCGCCACAACCCUCACCUUCUCGCUCUCACCCCCACUCCAUCAACAACUGGAAGACAUGAUGGCAGAGCUCUUCCAGCAGCCAGCAGCAACCACCUGGGUUCCCGCAUCUCACCACGGGCUGGGAGAACCUCAACUAGUUCAUAUAGAGUAGAACUGGGGACCAAGGUGGGGUAGAGCACUGGGAAAUGCUGUGGGACAGCUGCUGUCAUUGCUCAACUGACAGUGCGAGUAAUAUCCAGUAUUAUGUUGUUGCGUACUCAGUCUGGAAGUGUCCUCAUUGCUGCCAACACAAGAUGUUUGUUCUAGCCAGCACUGUAACCAAGCAUUUCCCAAGCUGGUCUCGCCAUUUGGUGAAACUUCCUGUAAAUAAAGAGAACUCCCCACUUUUAGCAGUGGUACCAACCUCUUCUUGUUUUGGUUUUGUAAACAGUGUACUGUGCUUGUGAUGUGGAGGAAGUGACUUCCCGUUCUCAGUAUCUUGGUGUUUGUGGAUCCGUAUGUUCAGUGUCGGUUCCUUCAUUGUCAUUACUUAAAGUUUUAUAAUGUUCAGCAUCUUCACAACCAGCUGUACCAUUUGCAGACACCAGUGAACUUGCCCAUUUCUCCUCGCCCUGGAACGUGUUAUAUGUCUGAUGAAUCAGGAUUAUCAGAUUUUCUCCUGUAAAUGUUAGAGUACACAGAAAAGUCCAAUAAUAAUCCUAAUGGUGAUAAUGGAAUCUCCGGUAGUGGAAGUGCAAUUAGGGGUGUUCAGUUUUUUCCAUAUGUAACAGGUGGUAUAAGUGGUGGGACAGACAGCGCAAGAGAAGUGUGCAUUUGUUGUAAGUGCUGUAUAAACAUGUUUUGCUCAUUUUUGCAUUUGCUAACAUAGCAGCAUGGUGUGUAUGUGCGCUUGCGCACACACUCUUGUUAUUAUGUCAUUCAUCCCUUUGUGUCCUUCCUCCACCCUUCUUCAUUUCUUCAUCACUGGGGCUGAGAAGCGGAGUACUGAAGCUGCCACUUGCUGAAUGGCAUAGGGCAUACAACCCAGUAACUGGCAUAAAUCUUUUCGUGACAAUUUCUUAUCUUGUUUAGGUCUUAGGAAUUUUGAGGUUUUUGAUUCUCUCUCACAGCAGUGUCUGUGAAGAUUGCUCGCUUCUGGGUUGUGAUCCCAUGUUUUUUGGUAGAUAGUCACUGGCUGGUGUCUCGGAGGAACCUAUCCACCAAACUGCCUGGCACCUCAUCCUAGAAGACAAUGCAAAUUUUGUUUUCCAAAUGCCAUGCAGUGACGUCUGAAUGAGCAUACAUUUGUUAUGUAGGUGAAACCUUUUCUUAUUGUCCCAGUGGAGAAACAUGCAUUUCCCUCUGUGUUUGUAAAUAUAUAUAUAUAUGGUGCUUGUCUGUCUGGGUGCUCCUAAUGCCUGUCGCAUUGAUGGUUGUUCUGGUCAAAUUGUGUGGCCAUACAUGAUAACAUGAACAAGAUAAUUGCACUAAAAUAUUCUCAGGCAAUUGGCUGUGUUUUAAAGCUCACAUAAACAGACAUUCUGGAGACCUGCCAAGUCACUGCAGGGUUGAUCCUGGUAAUCGGGUCAGAGCAAGCCUUCAGAACAUGGCUUUUGAACUCUUCUUUGACGUGACUGUGCGAAAAAUUUUAGGACAGUUAUUCUCUGUGAAAGCUUUGGACCUUAUGUAAUUUUUGUAUAAAUUUUAUUUCUGAGCAGGCCGCAGUAAUCCACACAGUGUGCUGAUAUUCCAUGAUAGUAUCAUUGAAAUCUCUUAACAUGAAGGUACCUGUUCUGUGAGGUAGCGUUCGCCAUGAGCAAAAUUAAAUUUCCAUACAGAAUUCAUACAUGUUGCUGUUAGUGUUUAUUCUUUGCACAGUGUGCAUAAAAUUAAUUCUUAAACAUAAUUUUAAUUUUUUAACAUAUUUCAUCUCUGAAAUUAUUCUUGUAGAGUUCGGAUAAAGUUCGGUGCUGUGGGGGUCAGCAAUAAAAUUAAUGAAAAUAGUUUAAUUUCUGUCCAUAUGAAUGCAAACUCUGUCAGAUUUCUGAAGAUGAGCUCUCUGUAGGAAGGCUUCAUACAUAACAAAAUAUGGAUCUCAUGAGCAGAACGUGUGUGAAAUAUUUUUUAAUCUCGUGAAUAUUUAAGAGAACAUGAGAAUAAUGUUGACACUGAGAAGUGUGAUAUUUGUCACCAAGAGUAGGGGUUCUAUAUCUGUUGCUGCUGCAGUAGUGGUGGCCAUGUUUUAAUUUGGGGGUAACAAUUUUAAUGUCAGAAUAGACAAUUCAGCUGCCUCACUUCUGCAGGUCUGCUGGUUAUAUUUUGAUUUGGAGGGUGUCUAGCAAUCCUCUGCAAGCUGGAUCUCACACUGCACUGACAGAUUUUGUGCACAGGCAAUAGAUUUAUCCGUGUGUGGUAUAGAUGCACAUUAGAUUUUAAUGAGUUGUGCAUAAUAGCAAAGAACGUGUGUGGAAAGUGUGUGAUUGGUUUGAGCAAUGAAAGUGGAGUUUUCUUGGAUUGCCAGGUGAUAAAAAUGCCUUUUAGUCAUCAUUUGAUUCAGUUGGUGUAAUGUUUUAAUGAUCCUCAUACUAGGGAAUUGUCAUUAAACUGAGGUUAAGGUGCAGAAGGGCGAGUUAGGAAAGCUGUCACACAAAAGGAAAGGAGAACAUGGCGGGCAGUUGAGGAGGAGGAGCUGUGGCUGCCAGUGGACACUCACUCAUAAAGUGGAAGUGUCUAAGGAAAACAAAGAUCUCAAGCAUGUCCACCUAGAUAUUAAUGUUAGUAAAAAUUGCUAGGAUUACGUCUUCAAACUCACUGUUCCUCUGUUUUAAAUUUCGACCAGUAAAAGGAUGCUGCAUCAUAUGUGUAAAUGUGUUGGAUUGGAAAAGCAGCAGGAUAACUAGUAGGUUUCAAAUGCAUUGUGCACAUCCACGUUAGGCAGCAUUGUAUAAGUUUCAUUCAGUAUUUGCAAGUUAUACCGUCUUCAAUUCAUGACUAAAAUUGUUUGUGCUUUUCUCAGUUCUUUCAGGCAAGUUCUGAUGCAGGACUUCGAUAACGAAGUUUGCAUUUGAUAUUAUAUGACUUAAGGAGUUUGUGUGAUAAAAUAAAUGAAUGAAGCUUGGUUUGGGCGUGUGUUUAGGAAUCAUCACUUACAUGAGCUGUGCCUCUUCAGUUACCUAGUGUAUUUAUUGUUUUCAUCCCAGUCUUCCUGCUGUUUUGUGAUGGCAAGUAUGGAGUCAUGUUCCUUGUUGUGUUUCUGUUGUCAUUUGUUAUUCAUUGUAGCCCUUUUAGCAUGGAUAAUGUGAGCUCUGUCAGGCCAAGUUGUACAAGGGGUAGCGUGUUCAGUGCAUGCCUCAUUCAGGUAGUUAUGUCCAAUGUAGGGAGUUUGGACUUCAUGUCAUUAUAACUCUUAGCACAACUUAGAUCAAAUAUUUUGUGGGAACUGAAUCUCCCUAUUUCAUUUUGUCCGUUGAUCAGUUUUAUAGUCUCUGCUCAUAGUUGGUUGGUUUCUACUUUUCAGUCGGUUAUUCUGUAACCUCCAGUCAUAGUAUAGGCAGUAGGGUUUGAACUGUGGUAUUUAACUUUUUAAGCACAGUGGUUAGUGUGUGUACCAUUUGCUUUGAUAUUAAAUAGCUCGAUAUUUUACCCACAGUGAAUUUUGUUAUUUCAUAUGAUUCUCAGAGUAAGCAGUGAUUAUUUUACGUAAAUAUGAUUAACUGAUUGAUCUUUGUAAUGAAGGUACAUCAUGUUUCAUCUAAAAAUUCUGAUUUUUUAUGCUAUAGGAAAUCGGUAGCUUCAGAGGAUUAAUAAGAUUUCUGCAGGAGUUAGCAGUCACAGCUGCUGCUUUUGUUGGUUGUAGAAGAAAAAUAAUAUUUAGGUAGUAACCACAACCAUUUGAACUCUCGAUUCACAAUCAUUUGGCGUCAUAUAACCAUUGCAGUUCGUACAAUGCUGGUUGGUGAACUGACAUGUCGAAGCCAAUACAGCAGUGUUGAUAUUUCACAGGAGACUGAAUAUAUGAUUGAAAAACGUGGCAUAGAAAGGGUGUAAGCCUGUCCAUGCUCAGUUUUUAUUUAAAAAUCCGUAACUGUAUUGUACUGGUAAUAUACUUUAUAUUGUCAAAGAGUAUGUACUGUUAGCUUGGAUAACUGUUUUUGAGAUGAUAAAAUGUGUCUUCACUGUUCAUCUGAAACGCAUUCAUACCAGAAGGGACAGACAAUAUGCGUAAAUGCAGUAUAUCCUCAUGUUUAUCUUAAAAAGAGUUAACAACUUGGAUUGGGCUGCUUACAGAACUCUGUGUGUCCACGUAGUUUAACUUGAUUGGCGUUCAUUCAGUUACUGAAAACUUCAUUACUGUGAUAUCAGAGGUGUAAUGUUUUCUGCUGA